UGUUGUGGGCAGGGUGAACUAAAUCAAGCGGACAUCCCAACUCUCCCUGUCUGCCUGAGCUUCGAUUUGCUUGAUUAAGCUUUGUAGACUGUCUCAGCUGGGGGCAACGAUGACGACCCUGUUUUCAGUUGUAGCUGAAGCACUAUCAUGAGGGAGAAAAUGGGCACCAAAGAGAGAGCUGCUGCUUAGAAAUAUUCAGAUAAUCAUCUUUCUGGCUUAUUAGUAGCCUAGUGAUCUUACAAGGUGUUAAGAUUAUUCAUAUGCUAAUGCACACUGUGUUGUACAUUAUCCAUACUAGAUUGAAAUGUGUUAAAAUGAUGGGUCUUAUUUAUUUUAAAACUGGAAAUGAGACAUGAUAUUAACGGGUGAAGGCGGUAACAGCGCCGUCACACUUUCCACUGGUUACCCUAUUUUCACCAGCACCACCCUCGGCUGAACAGCGAUCGUUCAAGUCUCCGUCAACUUAUCCACACUACAGCGAUCAUCACGCUGCGUCUUCCAAUAGGAGACGAGGCUGAGGUAAGCACGGAUACAUCCACUCAGUGGUAGAGAAUUAAACCGAUAUGCUUACACCCGAUGCGCAUCAUUUUGCCUUAAUCCUUGAGACCGUCUCUAGUAGUACACUAGAUAUCUGACCAGACGGUUUUCCACCGAGGUAUUUGGAAAAGGGGAAGGCAGUAUGGAUGCAGGGUCCGUAUCCGAGAACAUCACCGAAGCUGAAGAAAUGGAUACGACAACAGCAGACAGACCCGCACAAGAGGCAUCUCAAAGUGAGAUUCCGGAGGUUUCUCUGUGUCCGCCGGACACCCAGGAGUCGGAGUCCCAGAUGGUGCUGAUUCCAGCAGAUGGGGACCAGCCCGGGGACAGCCUCAGUCACCCCAAGCCUUCUCCCUCUAGCAAGCUCUACCAUCAGGUUUGCCCAGGCUGCUCAGAUCCCUCACCCCAGCUCAAGAGAUGUCCCUGCAACUCCACCCAUCACCAACACCACCACCACCACCACCAUCUGCAGCAGCACUCGAGCAAGACCAACGCCUGCCAUGACACCCUCCCGGUCACUGCUGCCUCGCUCCCGGACUGUUCGAUGGGAGCCAGCACAGUGAAGACUGUACACAGCUGUGGACCUUCCCACCCAGCGGCCACGGUGCACUGCCAUUGGCUACAAGGGUCACAUGAUGGCGGCAACCUUAAGCCAGUUCAGCACCAUGUUGUGACCGUGAGGAAUAAUGUGCCCUUCAGGAUCCCCAGAAGUUAUGCCCAGGUGAUUGUGGAUUACCCAAUGACAGUUCUUGUCACAUGCCUGGUGGUACUGCUGAGCUGUUCUCUCGCUGGGCUGCUGAUGGGGCCCCUGCCAGACUUCUCUGACCCGUUAGUGGGGUUUGAGCCUCGCGGGACAGACAUCGGAAUAAAGCUCUCCGCUUGGACCAAGCUGCAGCAGAGCACCGGCCCUGGAAAAUUACUGUCUCUCACACCGCACAAGCUCGCAGACAAGGCAGCUGGGAGUCAUGAGAAAAGCCAUGGACCGGAUUCUGAUGGAUUCCAAGAGCACUCCAAAUCCCGUCUGAGGAGAAUGCUGGAGAGAGAUAAUGCUUGGAACAAAUUCUUCUGUGAAUCACCUGGAGAGCAAUAUGCUAAACUGGUCUUCCGUUCUGGGGACUCUGCAAGUCUUUGGAGCCUGAAGGCAAUCUACACCAUGUGUGAGAUGGAACAGAUCUUCAUACGCUCACAGCCUCACUUCCAAGACAUCUGCAAAAGUGUCAGGAUAGAUGGUGAUGGUGCCGCUUCGAGGGGAGAGUGCUGUCCAAGCUGGUCCCUGGGGAACUACCUGAUCCUCCUCACCAAUGCAUCUUCCUGCCAUGCUCUGACUGACCAACAGGUCUCCGACAGUCUAAGUCUGCUCCGGCACUGUGCCCCCUACUACCAUAACGGGCAUCUGGUCGCGUCGUGUGCGGAGAGAGACAAACAUGGCCGCUGUGCGUCUGUACCGAGCAGGUGCAAGCACUCGAAUGCCGUCUUCCAGAUACUGCAUUUUCUGGUGGACAAAGACUUCCUUGGGCCACAGACUGUUGAAUACAAGGUGCCUUCUCUGAAGUACAGUCUUAUGUUUUUGCCCCUGGAGAAAGGGGAUUCGUUGAUUGACAUAUAUCUGAGCCACUUGGAGGGAAACGACUUAACAUAUAACAAAACCACUAUAACAGGGAUGGAUUUGGGCAUUAAACAGACACUUUUCAAGUAUUAUCUGAUUCGGGACUCAGUCUACCCAGUUCUGGCCGUGCUUGUGCUAUUUGUCACAAUGGCUCUGUAUACCAAAUCUCUCUUCCUGUCAGCGCUGUCACUGCUGGCAAUCACAAGCUCCCUUCUGACCUCUUAUUUCUUCUACAAAAUAGCGUUUGGAAUAGUCUUCUUCCCUAUCCUCAACCUUAGUGCAGUCUUGGUGUUGUUUGGCAGCUGUGCCAAUUACGCCUACACCUUUUUUGAUUUCUGGCUCCAGCAGCUGUCCCACAAUCCUCCAGCCUCAGUGGAGAAGAGAAUGAACCGCGUUCUCCAGGAAAUGGGGUUCCUGAUUCUGACGUCAGGUCUGACCUCCAGUGCCACAUUCUUCUCAGGCUACAUAAGCAGCAUCACCGCCAUCCGGUGCUUCGCUGUGUUCCUGGGCACAGCGUCACUAAUCAACACACUAUUCGCCCUUGUUUGGCUCCCUUGCGCGCUAGUGUUACACGAGCGCUACACCAUCACCGUUGCCACUGCUGCUUCAGGACCCGGAUGGAAGCCAUGUUGCACAAAACGCCCUGGUGGAUUCUGGGACACCAGCUCAAGAAAACGCUGCCUCUUCACCAUAGGGCAGAAGCUAAGAGGUUUGAAGCGUGGACUGGCAGACACAUCAAAUUUACUCUUCCUGAAGAUACUACCAUGUGGAGUGGUCAAGUUUCGAUAUAUUUGGAUCUGCUGGUUUGCAGUCUUGACGGCAGGAGGCACGUACAUAUAUUGUGCAGGCCCAGGCAUGAUACUACCCACCUCAGACAACCAUGGAGCUCAGCUGUUUCGCUCCAGCCACCCUUUUGAGAGAUACGACACAGAAUACCAACACCAGUUCAUGUUCGAACGCAAAUGGAGGGGGGAGGAUAAACCUUUAACACUGACUCUUGUUUGGGGUGUCAUCCCUACUGACUCUGGGAAUCACUUCGACCCAAAAAGCAGCGGCGAAUUGGUCAUGGACACCGAGUUCAACAUGAGCCACCCAGAUGCCCAGGUGUGGCUUAGGGACCUUUGCGGAAGAAUACAAAACCAGAGCUUCUAUCUGCAAGGUUCCAACGACCACGAGGAAGCAGAGGACAACGCAUGUUUCGUGGAACAGCUCAUUCAUUGGGUGUCCAUCCGGCGCUGCUCCGAGAGCGAGGAUGCCUUUCAUUUCUGCUGCAAUGACAUUCCGUUCCCUUACCCGCCCAGCGUUUUUGAACAAUGCCUUGGGAUGAUGGUGGCAGAACAGCAUUCAGAGGGGCGUCUCCCCAUCAGUGGUGGCUUACGCUUUGACUCGGAGGGCCAGAUCACAGCUCUCGUCAUCGCUUUGAAAACCUCACAUCUGUACAGUUUCAAUUUCACCCGCACUACACAUUUCUACAGAGAAGUCCAGUCCUGGUUUCAGGAGGAAAUAUCUGUGGCCCCUCUGGGUUUACAGAAAGGCUGGUUUGUUAGCGAGCUGACAUUAUACGACCUGCAGGAAUGUCUAAGCACAGAGACGUUAGAGGUGGCAGGGUUUUCCAUUGCCCUCACCUUUGCCAUGCUACUUUUGACAACAUGGAACAUCCCACUCAGUUUAUAUGGGACUGCAGCAGUGGGUGGCAGUGUCUUUGUCACUGUUGGUCUGCUGGUAUUGUUAGAAUGGCAGCUAACUGGCGUGGAGGCUUUGUUCCUCUCCGCCUCUGCAGGACUCUCAAUUGACUUUGUAGCCAAUUAUUGUGUUUCAUACAGCUUGGCUCCACAUGUAGAGAGACUUGGGAGAGUAGCCCAUUCGGUGAAGAGGAUGGGCUGUCCAGUGGCAACGGGGGCAGGAGCCUUUUUUUGUGUCGGCGUUGUCAUGCUGCCAGCAACCGCCCUCGUCUUCCGGAAAGUUGGAAUAUUUCUUAUGCUCGUGAAAUGUGUAGCAUGUGGUUUUGCAACUUUUUUCUUUCAGUCUUUGUGCUGCUUUUUUGGUCCUCAGAAGAACUGCGGGCGGAUAUAUUUGCCAUGCACGACCAAGAAGACUGACAAUACAAUGUCCACCUGCACCACAACUGACAAUGCCUCAACCAACACCGCAGCCAAUGGGGCCUUUGUGUGUGGAACAGGACCAAGAGUUCGGAAGAAUUUCAACCAGGAGGAGGCUGGAGGAGGUGGUUUCUUGUGCCCAAACCAGCAACACCACCGACAGAGAGCUCCUGGGAGUGACAGGGACCCGGAGCAGUAUGAGCUUCAACCCCUUGCUUGCCAGCUGAGCGACAGCUUUGAGAACAGCACCUGCACCAGCAAACUGUCCAACAGACCCUCUGUACUCUCCGACGACAUCCAGUUCUGUGGCUUAAGUCCAAGGGGGGAGUAUGACAGGGUGAGCAUGGAGGCAGACAACGAAGAGAUGAGCAGUGGGCACCACAAGAGCUGCAACCCUCCUCCAGCUCUUCAGACCUCUUCCCCGUACAUGAACACCUCGCGUCCUGCGGUUCCUGCCCACGACCUGGCCAAGGAAAGACUAUGGUGCAAAAAAUGCAGAGGACAAGGUGGUGCAAUCAAGAUAUGGAACGCGUCCGUAUCAUCCUCACCCUCGUCAAGUAUGGAAGACAUCGCCGUCUGCCAGUCCACAAGCAGGAGAGCUCAGAGGUUGCUCUCAAUCGAUGACGCCACCUGCGGUGCCUUGGAAAAGGAUCAACACAAGCUCGUCUCUCGGUCACACAGCUCACUCGAGGGAAUGGAAGAUACCAAUGAGACUUGCCUGAGCGAAAUCGAGCCUGGGGCUUCACUCCCAGAAAUAACCUUAGUGGACACGGAGGAGGAGUUGCAACCAGGCCACCUGAAUGGCACGAGGGACACCUUACGCCUUUCUCUUAACGAAAAUGCUUAUGAUACACCUUCCCAUGGAGGCGGGCGGGGACGGACCAGCCAGAGCGACCUGACAGUCGUUUUGCCAAACAGUCAGCCUGAUUUGCCAGAUGUAUGGAUCAAGCGAGGAGAAGACAAAAGCUAAAGGCCAAUCCAACUUCUUGCUAAUCCAGUUUUCAGCAUGAUCACAACUAUUUUUUGUUGUAAAAUAUUCUCAGCAAAGAUUUCAAUUGCACAUUUCAUCCUGGAUCUCUAGGCAAUUACUUGACAUAAAUCUGUAGAUGUAAAGAAGACUUUCAAAGUUUGUUUUCAUUGUUUGGAACAACAUAGGUAUAUGAUUUGACAGAACUUCACACUCCACUAAAAGAGCAUUGUACACAUACAAAAAUGGGUUUUGUCAGAUAUAGGCUGGUGCAUACAGUGAGGAUUGCCAGUUAAUUGGCAAAACAGCUAGCUUGGGAUGGAAUCAGCAUGAACUAUGACCUUUAUUUUUUGCCCAGUAGAAAACUGCAAUGUGUGAGUACCACUGAAUAGAACUACGGACUAAUCGACUACAGACUGCUUGACAUGCUGUGACCUCAGAAAUGAGCAUGUUGCCCAAGCCUUGUACUCCAUUUUAACAGACACCUGUACACCUUUGUAAAGAUAUCACAGAAUGUGCACUCAAGGCUUGUGCCUGUUCCAAGCAUCACACGGGCCUUUUCACACAAAGGUUUGUAUUAGGAGCACAGAAUGCUGCAAGAAUACAAGUUAAAAGAAUAUAUGUGGAAGCUAUUGUAACAGUUUUGUGCCAUGUUUUAUUUAAAAUGUGAAUAUCUACGUUAAAUUAAAAUAAUAUUUUUGUCAUGUGAAGGAUAAAAGUACAGGAGGGAAUCAUUAUUUCACAAACAUGUCACAAGAAAUUAGGUUUAAAUUAACUUGUGAACAUGAAUUGAAUUAUGACAACUGUUAAGCCAUAGAAGAGACAACAUAAAGGAUUCCCAAUAUUUAUACGAUGUAUUUAAUAUGGGGUGAAGUGUUCAACCAGCCAGUUUAAGCAUGUGCCAAAUGACUGAUAUGUGUUGAUAAAGAUCAUGUAACUUUGUCAGUUAGUCCUGGUGUACUUGUGUGUGUUCUACUAAUGCAAGUUUAGAGGACAAUUGUAUCCAUCAAGUUCAUUUGCAAAAACAAAACUCAAAAAAGUGUGCUGUGCUAUAUUGUUGGCUUGUCAAAAUGAUUUUGCCCUGGAAAGAUUUUUUGUUUAAGUGUCUGAUGUUUUCAAAAGUUGAGCCCAUGCUGAAAUCUUGCUUAUGAUUAAUUGACUCUGUGUAUAGAAAAUGAUAUUCACAUACUCUAUGCAAACUGAAUUUCUGUUGCUCAACCCAGUCUGCUAAAGUCUACUACAGAUAUUUAUAACAUUUUAUCUCGCUAUGAUGUAAAAUCACACCGUAUAUAAUUGAGGAAACUACUUGAGUAUGAUGAAGACAGAGUAUAAGUGUAUAUUAACAAUGAAAUGAUUUACCUUUCCAAGUGCCAAGUUUAUAUUGUAUUGUCAAGUGUGGCAACCAAAGGUGUUAUUUGUUUUAUUUUGUAAAUUUGUCAAUGAUAAUGCUGAGAAGAGCAGCACUUGAAUUCAUGAAAAGAUCUCACCUGCCUUAGAAAUAUAAGGAACAUUAUGUCGCAGGAGAACUUCAGUUUGUGAAAAAAUGGUAUUUUCAAACUUGUAAAGUUGUACAGGUUACAACUGUGGAGAUGAUACUUGAUUAAAACACUUCUUUCAAUAA
Clupea harengus (Atlantic herring) is the source of this 6830-nucleotide messenger RNA. It is a transcript of the gene disp2, whose product is annotated as dispatched RND transporter family member 2. Gene Ontology annotation, cellular component: membrane. NCBI's taxonomy places the organism in Eukaryota, Metazoa, Chordata, Actinopteri, Clupeiformes, Clupeidae. Gene Ontology annotation, biological process: smoothened signaling pathway. The record is from RefSeq and is a predicted model, not a curated record. Gene Ontology annotation, molecular function: transmembrane transporter activity.